Molecule: messenger RNA, 256 nt
Organism: Perkinsus marinus ATCC 50983
Lineage: Eukaryota; Perkinsozoa; Perkinsida; Perkinsidae
Exons: 1
Source: RefSeq, a predicted model, not a curated record
AGGUCCAACGAUGAACCCCCACAGUGCUCGUUAGACAAGCUUGAAACGAGUGAGCCCUUGAACAUGCUGACUGCGGCCGCCCUUUCGAAACUCGACGGGGAGAAGCCAGUGGUGCACAAGGUGCCCUUCGCUCGCAAUGCAUCUAACCCUCCGGCAUCAGAGAUCUCUACAGGGGCAUCGACUGCAGUUCAUGAGAGGCCUGUUCGAUCAACGGCGACAUUCGGACAAUCCAAAAGGGAAAGAUUCGAGACUCGCC